Messenger RNA from Epinephelus moara (kelp grouper), 1332 nucleotides. RefSeq lists its product as uncharacterized. The transcript has 4 exons. The record is from RefSeq and is a predicted model, not a curated record. Lineage: Eukaryota; Metazoa; Chordata; Actinopteri; Perciformes; Serranidae. Bases 415 to 1074 code for a protein of 219 amino acids.
AGCAUUCAUUAGCAGCAGAGAGUUUUUUAAUCCUUCAUGCAGGAACCUUUCAGUAAUCUUUGUGAUGUGGGGAUCAACUCUGGUUGUGAUUUUAAACAGAAUAUCCAGAGCAUUUGUUACAUUUUCCUAUUUUAUAGUCCAUACGUCAGUCUGGGAACUCCACCCUCGUCUCCGUCUGGCUCUCCUCCCUCUCCUCAUCCUUCUGUCCUGCACCAUUCUUGAGCUCCAGACCUCCUCAGGGAGCAUCUGAGGCACACCAGGACUCUGGAGGCCCGGCAGAUGUGGAUUCUUCUCCUGAGCUUUUAAGCAGCUGCUGUCUGAAACCACAGAUCUGUUAUGUUGAUCAGAUCUGGUUCUGGGCUCUCAGCAUUUAGGAUCUAGAUCUGUAGACCUGCAGAAAGGGACUCCUGGAGUAUGAGGGGGAGCCAGGUGCUGCAGCUGUCCCUUUUGUUGGUGGGACUAUGUCAGGCCCGCCGUGCCUCUCCACCCGGUGGUCCCUCCACACCCCAGGAAGCAGGUGAGGUCCCUGUGUCCCAGCUGAGGAUGCUGUCACUGGGACUGGCUCACCUGCUGCAGGGGGUGGAGGAGAACGCCGAGGAGCUGGAGCAGCAGGGAGAGCAGGUGGCAGCAGAGCUGGACGGAGCCACAAAGAGUCUGGAGAGCCUUCGUAAGCAGAAUUUACGGGCAGGACGGACUCACAGGCAGGUGAGGAAGGACCUGCAGAUACUGAGUGCCAGGGGGGACAGGCUUUGGAGGGCAGCCAGAGAUCUGCAGAAGGGGCUGGAGGAUCUGGAGAGGGAGCAGGGAGCCAUGCAGCACCGCAUGAACCGGAUCCUGCAGAAAGUGAAGAGCCUGAGCGAUCCGAGGUCAGCGGGUCGGACUCAGCUCGACAUCAGAUCCGUGAAGGUUAUCAUGGAUAAACAGGCCCGACGGCUCGCCAGUCUGACCUCAGAGGUUUCAGCCCGAGACAGAAUGAUUGACAGGCGCCUGCAGCACAUUGACCACCUGGAGAAACGGGUGUCCGCGAGGCCUCCAGCAGCACUGAGAGCAGAUUCUGACUCCGACUGUGUCUGAUGAGCACAGCUGCAUCAACACAGCCGCUCUGAACUGGUUCAUGACAAGACUCUGUAAGGCUGACAAAAUGAACUGUGCUGAAUCUCACCAAAGGAUCUGUCACAAUCAAAUUCAACUCUACUUUGGGUUCCUCUCCAACAUAAAUGUGUCAAAUACAACAUAACAUAAACUGUUGUUGGUGUGUGUGUUGUCCUCAACAAGACACGCCUCUGUUUAAAAAUGAUUCAGAAAUAAAACACUCCUGUUCCUGAGUCAUUA